AUGUCUUUUAUUGAAACGAAGAACUAUUUAUCAGAUCGACUUUCAUUUCCUGAAAUUGUUUACAGAAGUGAAUCAAUAUCUCUUCGACAAAACUCAUCAAUAAAUCCUGAAAUAAAACCAUUAUCAUUAUUGCAAAAAUUAUCGUCAUUUUCGACUAGACGAAAUAAUCAAUCAAAUGUUUUAUCUACUGAUAUGGUUCAACAACAAUUGAAUGAAUUACUUAAUGAACCUAUAUCAGAACAAUAUCAACGUCACUUUCGUAAAUAUUUUGGUGGUAAUAUAACUACAAAAACAUUUACGAUUCAUGAAUUCGCUCAUCUGUUUCACGUAACAUCACUACUUACUCGUCUUCUUUGGAUAACACCAAUGUCAGUAAAAGCAUUUAUACUUUUUAAAUUAUUGGAUGUUAAUGAUGAUGGAAACAUUUCUAUAGAAGAAAUUCGUUUAUUUUAUGAACAUUAUUUGUCUGAACUUAGAUUUCUUAAAGAACAAAAUAGAUUAAAUGGAGCUGCUGAUUCACUCUAUCUAAUUAUUAUACCUGAUCAAGAUAAAGAAGAAGAUGAAGAAAAUAGUUGUUUACAACUAUUUUGGAUGUAUAUAAAAAAUAAUACCAGUCGUAUUGCUUUUAUUUUAUUAAAUAUCCCAAUUCGAAUCGGAUCGAUUGUUUAUGUUAUUGUUGAUCGAGUUGGUGUUAUGUUAGUUAACUUUAACUAUACAAUUGCAAUAAGUAAAAUGCUCAAACAAACAAUGACUAUCAUUCGACGAUUAUGUUUUCUUCGUUUAAUUAUACCAGUUGAUGAUCAUAUUGAUCCACAUCGUUUAGUAGGAACAAUAUUAUUUAUUUCUUCCAUAGUACAUACAUUUGGUCAUGUAAUUCAAUUUGCAACCCAUACAGAAGGUAAUGAAUAG
Messenger RNA from Rotaria socialis, 909 nucleotides. The record is from the annotation of a GenBank genome assembly. Lineage: Eukaryota; Metazoa; Rotifera; Eurotatoria; Philodinida; Philodinidae.